Trichechus manatus latirostris (Florida manatee) is the source of this 1524-nucleotide messenger RNA. It is a transcript of the gene MLNR, whose product is annotated as motilin receptor. NCBI's taxonomy places the organism in Eukaryota, Metazoa, Chordata, Mammalia, Sirenia, Trichechidae. Gene Ontology annotation, cellular component: plasma membrane. Gene Ontology annotation, molecular function: G protein-coupled peptide receptor activity. Gene Ontology annotation, biological process: G protein-coupled receptor signaling pathway. The record is from RefSeq and is a predicted model, not a curated record.
AUGAAAGAGACUCAGGGUCUGCAGCCAGAACGAGCCACAGGGAGGGAGUCAGAUGUGCCCGGAGCACCACCACAGUCAAAGGAAGAGGCCACAAAUCCACGAGCCAUAGACUUCAGCCCCAAAGUACACGAUCUUGAAAGAGGGCGCGGACAGGCGGGGCGGGGCAGCCGAUCGGGGCGGGGCUGCGCGCCUCAAAGUCCGACCCUCAGAGCCGCAGUUCCCGCGCCCGGCGCGCCGGAGCUCGGGCAGUGUCACCAGGGCUCCCCGUGGGCCCCGGCUCUGCAGCGCUCCGUGCUCUGCCGGGCGCCCGCUUCGCACGGGCUGUGCAAGGCAGCACGGGAGCCGCCGGGGCUGGGGAUGCAGCGGCGCGACGAACGCCGCUGCUCCUUCUCCCUGGGGACCCUGGUGCCAGUGACGGCGGUGUGCCUGGGCCUGUUCGCCGUCGGGGUGAGUGGCAACGUGGUGACCGUGCUGCUGAUAGGGCGCUACCGGGACAUGCGGACCACCACCAACCUGUACCUGGGCAGCAUGGCCGUUUCCGACCUGCUCAUCCUGCUCGGCCUCCCCUUUGACCUGUACCGCCUCUGGCGGUCGCGGCCCUGGGUCUUCCGGCCUCUGCUCUGCCGCCUCUCGCUCUACGUGUGCGAGGGCUGCACCUACGCCACGCUGCUGCACGUGACAGCGCUCACCGUCGAGCGCUACCUCGCCAUCUGCCGCCCGCUCCGUGCCCGCGUCCUGGUCACCCAGCGCCGCGUCCGCGCGCUCAUCGCCGCUCUCUGGGCCGUGGCGCUGCUCUCAGCGGGGCCCUGUUCCUUAUUUCUCAUGGGCGUCGAGCAGGAGGACCCCGACAUCUGCGCGGUCCGGAACCUUAAUGGCACCGCACAGGUCACUCCCUCGUCACCCGCCUCGCCGCCAGGGCCCUCGCGGGCGCCACCGUCCCCACCGUCGGGGCCCGGGGCAGCGGCGGCCGCAGCGCUGUUCAGCCGCGAGUGCCGGCCGAGUCCGGCGCGGCUGGGCGCGCUACGCGUCAUGCUGUGGGUCACCACAGCCUAUUUCUUCCUGCCCUUCCUGUGCCUCAGCGUCCUCUACGGGCUAGUGGGGCGAAAGCUGUGGAGGAACCCGGGGCCGCUGCGAGGCCCGGCCGCCUCCGGGCGGGAGGAGGGCCAUCGGCAGACCGUCCGCGUCCUGCUGGUGGUGGUUCUGGCAUUUGUAGUUUGCUGGUUGCCUUUCCAUGUUGGCAGAAUCAUUUAUGUCAACACAGAAGAUACCCAAAUGAUGUACGUCUCUCAAUACUUCAACAUAGUUGCUCUGCAACUUUUGAGCGCAUCCAUCAACCCAAUCCUCUACAACCUCAUUUCAAAGAAGUAUAGAGCAGCGGCCUAUAAACUGCUGCUUUCCAGAUAGUCCAGACACAGAGGUUUCUGCGGAAGCAGGGACAGUGGAGGGGACACUGGGGGGGGGGGGACACUGGGAGACACACCUGGCUGCACAGAGUCCAGUGCUAACAUAAAGACAACAGCAUAA